AGUGGCUAGCUCGUUGUCCGAGCCUACAGUGAGCCAGAUCUCGACGCAUGUUACUGUCGAAGUCGGAGCUGACAAAGCUAGAUCCUGACGCGACUGAGCCUACAGUGAGCCUGCGACGGUGCAUACCAGCUGUUGCUGAUGCAGAGCCGUGCAAGGGCCAUGACGCUAGGCUUCAAGCUCUUCUUCACAACAGUAUCCGCUGAUUCAAAGGAGAAACGACGAGUGAGGAGAGAAGCGAAGGUGGAUGGAGAAAUGUAGAGUUUAUCUCAAGCCUUGAUCUGGGUUUGAAAAACCCAAAUCUAUGUUUGUUUUGAUGAAGAAGCAGCAACAGCAGCAGGUCAAAUUGAUGAGUGGAAGAAAGCAUGGAGGCUUAC
This is a messenger RNA of Rubroshorea leprosula, 374 nucleotides long. The record is from the annotation of a GenBank genome assembly. Lineage: Eukaryota; Viridiplantae; Streptophyta; Magnoliopsida; Malvales; Dipterocarpaceae.